CCUGGACGAAGGAGAAGCCACUGCUGCCAUGGUGCAGACCCUGCAGAUGGAGAUUCCAAACUUUGGCAACAGCAUCCUUGAGUGCCUCAAUGAGCAGCGGCUACAGGGACUGGACUGUGAUGUAUCAGUGGUGGUUAAGGGCCAUGCCUUUAAAGCCCACCGUGCUGUGCUGGCCGCCAGCAGCUCCUACUUCCGGGACUUAUUCAACAGCAGCCGCGUUGCUGUGGUAGAAUUGCCGGCUGCUGUGCAGCCACAGUCAUUCCAGCAGCUCCUCGCAUUUUGCUAUACAGGCCGGCUGCGCAUGAACAUGGGGGACCAGUUCCUACUCAUCUAUACAGCUGGCUUCCUGCAGAUCCAGGAGAUCAUGGAGAAAGGCACUGAGUUCUUCCUCAAAGUUAGCUCUCCAAGCUGUGACUCCCAGGGCCUGCACCCAGAGGAGGCCCCAUCCUCAGAGCCUCAGAGUCCCGAAGUGCAGACAUUGGGUUGGCCGGCCUGUAGCACGCCACUGCCCCUUGUGUCACGAGUUAAGACAGAACAGGAGCUGGACUCUGUGCAGUGCACACCCAUGGCCAAGAGGCUGCGGCAUAGCAGCCAGAAGGAAGCAGGAGGCAGUGAUGGCAACAGUGGCAGCUGCAAGAUGGCCAAGUUCUCCACGCCAGACCUGGCCCCUAACCGGAUGCCCCAGCCUGUCUCAGUGGCCACAGCUACAGCAGCAGUGGCUGUGGUUGCAGUGGGGGGAUGUUGUGUGAGUGGGCCCAGCAUGUCAGAGCGGACCAGCCCAGGCACCUCCAGUGCUUACACUAGUGACAGCCCUGGCUCCUAUCACAAUGAAGGAGACGAGGAAGAAGAGGCGGGUGAGGAGGGCACAGAUGAGCAGUACCAUCAGACCUGCAAUAUGUGCACCGUGGACAGUAUGUUGAACAUUGGCCAGACAGCUGAGAAGGUAGAAGCCUUCCCUGAGCAGGUGGUCCUCGAGUCCCACAGUCGCAUUUGAGUGCGGCAAGACCUGGCCUCUCUCCCAGCUGAACUUAUCAACCAGAUGGGUAGUCGCUGCCACCCAAAGCUCUACGAUGAAGGUGACCCGUCAGAGAAGCUGGAGCUCGUGACAGGCACCAAUAUAUACAUCACAAGGGCACAGCUCACGAACUGCCACGUCAGUGCAGGCACGCGGCACAAGGUCUUGCUGUGGCGGUUCCUGGCUUCCUUCUUUGACCGGAACACACUGGCCAAUAGCUGUGGCACUGGCAUCUGUUCUUCCACCAAUGACCCUAGACGCAGGCCACUGGACAGUCGUGUCCUCCAUGCUGUCAAGUACUACUGCCAGAACUUUGCCCCCAACUUCAAGGAGAGUGAGAUGAAUGCCAUUGCAGCCGACAUGUGCACCGAUGUCCACCGAGUAGUACGUAAAAGCUGGCUGCCCAAGACCAAGCCACUGCACCUGGUGGAGGGUGAUAGCUACAGCAGCUUCAUCAGCGACACUGGCAAGAUAGAACCGGACAUGAUGAGCAUAGAACACAGCUUCGAGACAGCCAGCCAUGAUGGUGAGGCUGGCCCUUCAGCUGAGGUUCUCCAGUAACAUAUGUGACACCCCUUUCACAGGAUGUCACACUCCCCCUCCUAUCACACCCCCCCCCACCUACCACCUGGUCACGAUCUACUGUUUGUCCCUCCCCAGGACCUGAGAGGGGGUGCUCCGUGCCCUCUAUCCAGAUGCAAGAGCUGGCUGACCAAGGCCAAGCCACUGUACCUAGCAGAGGGCAACGCCUACAGCAGCUUUCUCAGUGACAGUGAAAAAGAGCAGAAUAUGGCAGAACAUAGAAUACAGCUUCCAGACAGACACCCCCCUCAGCAGAGGUCCUC
Messenger RNA from Acomys russatus (golden spiny mouse), 1860 nucleotides. RefSeq names its product nucleus accumbens-associated protein 1-like. The record is from RefSeq and is a predicted model, not a curated record. Gene Ontology annotation, biological process: regulation of transcription by RNA polymerase II. Gene Ontology annotation, molecular function: DNA-binding transcription factor activity, RNA polymerase II-specific; protein binding; RNA polymerase II cis-regulatory region sequence-specific DNA binding. Lineage: Eukaryota; Metazoa; Chordata; Mammalia; Rodentia; Muridae.